Messenger RNA from Rhizophagus irregularis DAOM 181602=DAOM 197198, 1149 nucleotides. The record is from RefSeq and is a predicted model, not a curated record. Lineage: Eukaryota; Fungi; Glomeromycota; Glomeromycetes; Glomerales; Glomeraceae.
AUGGUUUUAGAAUAUGCAAGCAAGGGAAGUUUACGAAAUUAUUUAGAUACAAAUUAUAAUACAUUAAGUUGGAAAGAUAAACUUCUUCAUUUUUGUCAUAUUGCAUCUGGACUCGUAGAUAUUCAUAGAAAUGAAUUAAUCCAUCGAGACUUUCAUAUUGGCAAUGUAUUAGUGUCUAAUUUUGUAAAAAUAGCUGAUUUGGGAUUAUGUAAACCUGCAGACUACAGUGCAUUAGAAAAUACAAGAAAAAAUGUCUAUGGUGUUUUACCUUAUGUGGCUCCUGAAAUUAUACGAGGAUAUGAUUACACUAAAGCCGCUGAUAUUUAUAGUUUCGGAAUAAUUAUGUAUGAAGUAAUUUCUGGAUUACCUCCAUAUCAUGAUGUAAGCCAUAAUGAAAUGUUAGCAAUAAAGAUUUGUAAAGGACUCAGACCAACAUUUAAUAUUAAAGUACCUCAAUUGAUCGUGCAAUUAAUUAAAAGAUGUUUGGAUGCAAAUCCAGUAAAUCGUCCAACAGCAAAAGAAAUUGAAGAAAUUACGAAAAUAUGGUGGCAUGAACCAACAGCAGAAUUACAAAAGCAAAUUAAAGAAGCAGAAAAGAUAAAUAAAAAUAUAUCAAUUAUUAGUAUUAUACCUUCAGCUAGUUUACGAAUAUCAUACAAAACACAUUCAGAUGCUAUUUAUACGAGUAGAUUGCUUAAUUUUAACAAUCUUCCUGAACAAAAAAAUUCUGAUGAUUAUUAUGAACAAAAUGAUAAUAUAAUUAGCAAUGAGUUUUUAGAAUCCUUACAAAUUGAUAUUUCUCAAUUGAAUAUUGAUGAUAGCGAUAAACUUUCUAAACCAAAAAAUUCUGAUGAUUAUGAACAGAAUGAUGAUAAUAUGAUAAGUAAAGAAGAUUUAGAAUCCUUACAAAUUGAUAUUUCUCAAUUGAACGAUUUAACCAAAACAGGGAAUCUAAAGGCAAAGAUAAAAUCUAGGAUAAAAGCUGUUAUUAAGUAGUUUAUGUUGUCAUCCUGGUUUGUAUUAAGUUACUAAUAGAAAUUAUAAUAUAUAUAUAUUGUUUAGUUUUAAUACUAGUAUUAUUAUUUUCAAGUUAUUUUUCGUCAUUAUAAUUUAUAAAUUCUGUUUAACGUUUAGUAUAAGGUGAUGGGC